This is a messenger RNA of Humulus lupulus (European hop), 450 nucleotides long. Its product is annotated as zinc finger BED domain-containing protein DAYSLEEPER-like. The record is from RefSeq and is a predicted model, not a curated record. Lineage: Eukaryota; Viridiplantae; Streptophyta; Magnoliopsida; Rosales; Cannabaceae. The transcript has 2 exons. Bases 1 to 450 code for a protein of 149 amino acids.
AUGGAUAUUGAUGAGGUAGAUGAAACUCUUCCCCCGAUAGAUGAUCAAGAUCAAAAACCUCUCACUCAGACUGAAAACCCUGCUCCUCCCACUCCUAAUGAAAAUGAAACAAAAGACUUUAAGCUUUCAGCAUGUAAAGGGAGGGAAAGAGGGGGAAAAGCGGUAGCUUAUAACAAAGAAGCUUGUAGGGUAGCCCUCACACAAUAUAUUGUGUUGGAUGAGUUGCCAUUUAGACAUGUCGAGGGUGAAGGGUUCAAAAGAUUUGUCAAAACACUCCAACCUAGGUUUGAGAUCCCUUCUCGAAUGACUGUUGGUGGAGAUGUAUUGAAGUUAUAUAAGGAGGAGAAUGUGACAUUGAAAAAUAUUUUGAGCCGUGAGAGGAUAUCGAAUACUACUGAUACUUGGACUUCCAUUCAAAAUUUGAAUUACACGGUCAUCACUGCUCAUUGA